AUGAAUUCUGACCUGGAAUGUAAAGAAGUAGUGGAAGCAGAUUCCAAGAGUAACUUUGAAAAGGAGGAUGAAAUGAAUAUUUAUGAAAGGAACAUUUUCAAGUCUGCACUGAAGCGCAAGUACCUCUUUGCCUUGCAAAUCAAACAGGACCUGGCCUCAGGAAGGAUGACAUGUAAUGACACUAGUGCAGCUCUUCUGGUGUCUCAUAUUAUCCAGUCGGAAAUUGGGGAUUUUGAUGAAACGCUUAUCCGUGAGCACUUAGAGAAAAACAAGUACAUACCUCAGCAAGAUGCCCUGGUGGAUAAGAUAGCGGAAUUUCAUCGCAGGCAUGUUGGGCACACACCUGCUGCUUCUGACUAUCAGCUCCUUGAGAUCGCUAGAAGAUUAGAAAUGUAUGGGAUUCGGCAACAUUGUGCAAAGGACAGAGAGGGCACAAAGAUCAACCUGUCUGUGUCUCAUGCCGGGAUCAUAGUUUUCCAGGGUAACAAUAAAAUCAAUUCAUUCAAUUGGGCCAAGGUUCGCAAGCUGAGUUUUAAGAGGAAACGCUUUCUGAUUAAAUUUCGCCCAGAAAUGAACUCCUGCCAGGACACCUUGGAAUUUUCUAUGGCCAGUCGUGAUUCCUGCAAGGCUUUCUGGAAGAUUUGUGUUGAGUAUCAUGCCUUCUUUCGACUGUUGGAAGAACCCAAACCAAAACCCAAGCCCAUUCUAUUCAGUCGAGGGUCCUCUUUCAGAUUUAGUGGGAGAACUCAGAAGCAGCUCCUGGAUUAUGUUAAAGAAGGAGGGUACAAAAAGAUACAGUUUGAAAGGAAACAUAGUAAAAUGCGAUCCAUCCAAAGUUUGCCUGAACAUCCGUCACUGGUGCCAAAACAAAGCGGUAGUCUUUCUUUUGGGGAGCGGUCAGCAUCGACUGGAGCACCGUCUCCUAGCCCAAGGAAGGAUCUGGGAGUCUCCCAGACAACAGAUAAAGACAGGGUUGAGCAGAAGAGUGCAUCACCAUCGGGCAGCCCGAGGAGAGACAUACAGGAGGACACCAUGAGGGACAAUGUUCACCAGCCGAAGACCCAACGGGAACAACAGAAUGCAGGUUCCCUAGUGGGCAGUCCACAUGUGUCAGAACUCUCACUGAAUUCACAAAGUACUCCUGGUAUUCAGAAUCUCUCGCUGUCUCCUCGCCUGAGCCCAGAUGGUAAACAGCACUCACCACUGAUGACUCCACUCUUGACAGAUGCAGCAUGUGUCAAGACUGAUGACGAAGAAGAAAUGAGGAGAAAGCGGUUCCCAGCAGACAAAGCUUAUUUUAUCGCCAAAGAAAUUUCCACUACAGAACGAACCUACCUUAAGGAUCUUGAAGUCAUCACAUCGUGUUUUCAAAGUGCUGUGGCCAAAGAUGAUGUAAUGCCAGAACCGUUGAAAACUUUGCUGUUCUCGAAUUUUAAUCCACUGUACAAGUUCCAUACUGGCUUUCUGAAGGAGAUUGAGCAAAGACUUGCACUUUGGGAAGGAAGAUCAAAUGCUCAUAUUAAAGGCGAUUACCAAAGGAUUGGAGAUGUGAUGCUAAAAAAUCUGCGGAGUAUGAAGCAAUUUUCAGUGCAUCUACAGAAGCACGGUGAGAUUCUGAUGGAGCUGGAGAAAGCUAUCCGUAACUCCAGGAGGCUGGAAGCUGUGUGCUGGGACUUUGAGCAACAGAAAGUCUGCUACCUUCCCCUCAACAUAUUUUUCCUGAGGCCCCUCCACCGGCUGAUGCAUUACAAGCAGAUCCUGGAGAGGCUGUGCAAACACUACCCGCCCACUCACGUAGACUUCCGAGAUUCGCGAGCUGCAUUAGCAGAAGUAGCAGAACUGGUAGCUCAACUCCAUGGCACCAUGAUCAAAAUGGAGAACUUUCAGAAGCUUGUUGAACUGAAGAGGGAUUUGAUUGGGAUUGAUAACCUGGUUAUUCCUGGCAGGGAGUUCAUUAGACAAGGGUGUCUCAGCAAGUUAUCUGCAAAGGGAUUGCAGCAGCGAAUGUUCUUCUUGUUCAAUGAUAUUCUCUUGUACACAAGUAGAGGACUAACUGCAUCCAAUCAGUUCAAAGUUCAUGGACAGAUUCCCCUGUAUGGUAUGACUAUUGAGGAAAGUGAAGAUGAGUGGUCACUCCCUCAUUGUUUCACUCUCAAUGGACAACGCCAGUCCAUCGUCGUAGCAGCGAGUGCCCGGGUGGAGAUGGACAAAUGGAUUGAGGAUUUACAAAUGGCUGUGGAUCUUGCUCAGCAAUGCAAUGGGUCAACCAGUGAACUAAUGACUCCCAGUCCUAGUGAUGGACCCAACAUGCUUAUGGCAUCAAAACAAGACAAUCAGCUAAAGGCUCCUGGGAAGUAUCUGCUGGAUUUGGUUUGCCAAAACCUGAACCUAGUCGAGAGUGAUUAUUUUGCAUUGGAGUUUCUGGACCAUCGAAAGAUUAUGGUAUGUAACUUCAAUCAUGACCGCAUUGUGCUGCCCUGUUGCCUCCUGCAUCCAGCAAUGCUAAGAGGAUCCCAAUUAAAACCAUAA
Messenger RNA from Rhincodon typus (whale shark), 2529 nucleotides. Its product is annotated as FERM, RhoGEF (ARHGEF) and pleckstrin domain protein 1 (chondrocyte-derived). The record is from RefSeq and is a predicted model, not a curated record. Gene Ontology annotation, molecular function: guanyl-nucleotide exchange factor activity. The transcript is spliced from 21 exons. NCBI's taxonomy places the organism in Eukaryota, Metazoa, Chordata, Chondrichthyes, Orectolobiformes, Rhincodontidae. Gene Ontology annotation, cellular component: cytoskeleton. The coding region runs from base 1 to 2529 and encodes 842 amino acids.